Messenger RNA from Drosophila obscura, 1402 nucleotides. Its product is annotated as ninjurin-1. The transcript has 3 exons. NCBI's taxonomy places the organism in Eukaryota, Metazoa, Arthropoda, Insecta, Diptera, Drosophilidae. Gene Ontology annotation, cellular component: membrane. The record is from RefSeq and is a predicted model, not a curated record. Bases 64 to 585 code for a protein of 173 amino acids. Gene Ontology annotation, biological process: cell adhesion; tissue regeneration.
CUUUUUGCAGAAGACUCGAGUAUUUAAUAUUGGAUUAGCAUUGGAACUAUACGGGGUCGCAGUAUGGACAGCAACGAUGUGGAACUAUCCCUGCAGGAAUCGCCCAGCUCGGAGGGAAGCUUCUCAAGCACUGCGCCCGGACAGUGCUGCAGCUCAGGCAGGGAUUUCGAAAAGGCAGAGGGCUUGGUCGACCCAAGAGCUGUGAAUGAGGUGGAAGCAGCGCAAGGAAAGCCAAGCAAAUCAGGCAGCGAUCUAUCGGGUGGUAAUAGCUAUGCCACAAAUAAAAAUGUGGCUGAAGGUCUCAUGGACAUAGCUCUUCUCUCCGCGAAUGCCAAUCAGCUGCGCUUCCUAAUCACCUACAACGACAAAGCCUCCACCUACAUAUACAGCCUGAUUCUGGUGGCACUCUCGCUGAGUCUGCAGCUGCUCGUAGGCCUUAUGAUGAUAUUUAAAAGACGUCUCAAGCGCUGUCAGCAUCGGCGCUAUGCAAGGACCAAUGAGCUACUGGUAAUGGGAGUAUUCAUGAUUACUGUGAUCAAUAUCCUGCUGGCAGCCUUCACCACAACGGACGGAAAUACGCAUUAGAAGAUGAUGGUUUUUGAAAAUACACUUUAGAUAUACAUUUACUUGUAUUUGAUACAAUAUAACAAGGGAAAACUAUGUAUUAAAUGCUAUGGUAACAUGGAAGGAACCGCUAACCGAUGAGGGUUCCAGCAGUUCCUUCACAUAAAUGCACUUGACGUAUCUGACGUACGAUAUCUCAGCUUGUGUAUGGGGACGACUUAGGAUCAUAGUUGACUGCUUCCUCGCACUUUAACUUAGCCCGAAUACUCCUUCUUGACGCACUUGGCAAUGGUGGUCAACUGCAUGUUGGAGGUACCUUCGUAGAUGGCGCCGAUCUUCACAUCGCGGUAGAAUUUCUCCUGGGGGAAGUCGCGGGUGAAUCCCACACCGCCCAUCCAGUCAAUGCACUUGAUGGCCGCACGCUGGGCAACCUCCGAAGCAUAGAAUUUGGCCAUGGCCGCCUCCUUGAGGAAGGGCACACCCUGUUCCUGCAGACGAGCCGCAUUGUAGGUCAUCAGGCGAGCCGCCUCGAUCUCGGUGGCAAUAGUGGCGAUCUGGUGCUGCAUGGACUGGAAGUUGUAGAUAGAUUCGCCGAACUGCUUGCGCUCCAGCAGAUACGGAAUGGUGGCAUCGAAGGUGCCCUGGGCCAGGCCCACCAUCUGAGCGCCAAUGCCGAUGCGGCCCUCGUUCAGGAAGCCGGCGGCAUACUUAUAACCGUGUCCGAAAGUACCCAGGAUGUUCUCCUCGGGUACGCGCACAUUGUCGAAGGUGAGCAUGCAGGUGCCGGAGGCACGGAUGCCCAGCUUGUCCUCAGGUUUGUUCACAAUCAAUCCGGGUG